AUCAAGCUGUCCCUCUUCAAGAACAGCUUCAAAUUCAGUGUAAGAUUUCUAGCAAAACUGUCAUGAAAAGAUUCUCAAUUACUCUUUUGAUCCCUUCUUUAAAUUGGAGGACGUAUAGAGUUGGUUAGAGAUCUAAUGGCGGAGAGAAUUUGACUUUGUUGGAUGAUGAUUUUGUUUUGUUUGGUUGUUUUAUUUCCUUUCCACAAAGUAGCUGUGGAAUCUGUUUGAAUAGCGUGAAGACAGAUCAAGGCACGACAAUAUACACAGCAGAAUGUGCAUACACUUUUCAGUUCCCUUACGUAGCCGCCCAUGUCAGUAAGCAUGGCAGCCUCGUGUUCCCUGUCUACAAUUCUGCCUAGAAAUAUAUUCCUUUACUAGCCAUCCACAAGAAUCUCCACUCUCAUUCCCACCCACAAAAUGAUGCCGUUCAUAACACCAAUGCCGCCAUCAACUCUAACGCCGAUAGCAACUCCAACUACAAAAACAAGCCCAAACAUGAACAGAAAAAAGUUUUUGCGGUGGAAUCUUCACUCAGAGUCAUUAAGACUACCAUCCCAAGACAUGAACCCCAAUAACCAGUAAAUUCAACCACCAAAACUUCUAAUUCGAGAUCCUAUGAUGACGAUGAGCUCCUGCUAUCUCCAACCGCUGGUAGCAGAUUUAUACCGAUUCCCGAAGCUGAUGAGAAUGCUGAAGAAGAGGAAGUCGAUGAUGUUGAGGAAAUUUAAGGAUUCUUCGUUAAUCCUACCCCUUCGCCUUCAAUCAAAUCAGAUGAUAUUCCGUUCAAUGGCAACAGGGAUUCUGGAAAUGUUCAGGUCAGAUUGUUGCAUUCCUGAAGCUGCUGUUGUUUCCGUGGGCCAUGGCUAUGAAGCUUAUGUGAUGGAAUUGAGAGUGAAAGCGCGACCACCACCACAACAAGCGUGCAGCAGCAAUACAGCACCUCUUUUGGACUCUUCACAUCAAGCACUAAUCGACUUGGUCACGGUUCUUGAUGUGAGUGGCAGCAUGAUCGGAGCUAAAUUGUAGAGCAUAUUAUUGGGUGCAUUUAGUGCAUGUAUACUUUUAUUAAGAAAACAGUGGAUCUCUGUGCAACUACUUUUAUGUGAUUACGUGAUUACUCAUGCAGUAUUUUUUAAUUCGAUCGAGUGCACCUAAUAAUUUGCUAGCUGAUCAGUUAUCAGUUGUGGCUUUCUCUUCCAGUCCUAAGAGGUUGUUGCCUUUGUGGAGAAUAACGGCUCAUAGGUAGUGGUCGACUCGCCGCAUCAUUAACCGGCUCGUUUGUGGUUAAGGGACCAGCGUAGGAGAUGCUUUAGGGAAAGUGACUAAGGUACUCGAAGACCGCAGGGAAAGAAAUCCCGUUGCCAGAAUCAUGCUACUAUUUGAUGGUCAAGAUGAACGAGUCCAAACCAACCUAAGGAAUCAAUGGCAUGCUUCAUGCCACGUUUCAUUCACCAGAUUUGCACACAUUAAGAUCCCAGUUCAUGCAUUUGUGUUUGGUCAAAAUGGCGACAACAGCCAUGAGCCGACUGAGGACGCGUUUGCUAAAUGCACGGUGGUUUGUUGAGUCUGGUGGUAUAAGACUUGAGAGUUCAGCUUAGCUUCGCUUUUGGCUCAACUCUGACUGAGAUAUCAGCUGUAUAUUCAUGCAAUGCUCGGCCCCCAUCGUUCUCAGCUCUGGCUCGGUGCGGCUAGGCGAUUUGAAUGCGAAAAAAAGAGAGGGAAAUGUUAGUGGAGUUGAGGGUCCCAUCAUCAGUUGUUGGAUCUCACCAUGUGGUAUCUGUUUGUUGCCUUCACAAAGAACCAGCCACUUAGGAGGUUGUGUACGGCCGCGAUCAGUCCCUACUAGUUCCCCAUCCCCGUCCCCAUGCCGUAAGAUCAUUGGGGCCCGAAAUCGAACGGCUAAGGAAUCAUUUCAUUAGCACUCGAGCCAUAACGGAGGCUCGAAAGCUGGUGGGGCCCAACGACUUCACCAGCACUCAUCAGCAUCGUCACGGGCUCUGUUAUUAUAAUCUAGCUCCAUAAGUGCUGAUGAGUACGUUAGAGGGUUGAUUUGGCU
Messenger RNA from Hevea brasiliensis (rubber tree), 2056 nucleotides. RefSeq lists its product as uncharacterized. Bases 616 to 1026 code for a protein of 136 amino acids. The record is from RefSeq and is a predicted model, not a curated record. The transcript has a single exon. NCBI's taxonomy places the organism in Eukaryota, Viridiplantae, Streptophyta, Magnoliopsida, Malpighiales, Euphorbiaceae.